AUGACAGACGGGCCACCAACAGACCGAAAAGACCGCAAGACUUUUGUACCUCCGGCCAGUGUUGGCGGGGGCUCAUUGAUGAUUGCGUGGCAGCUAAAGAACAAGACGGUUCUCAUCGUUGGUGGGGGAGAAGUUGCUUCACAGCGCAUAGAGUCUAUCCUUGGAACCGACGCUCGUAUGAUCGUUCUCUGCCCCCAGAAAGGACUUCAUCAGCGAACUAAAGAUCUCGUCGAACACUACCCCGAACGCAUAACCUACUAUGAUCGUCGUUUCACCGGACCCGCAGAAUUGCACAAAAUCGACCUGGUUCUUACAGCUGUCGAUGACCCUCAGCGUUCGCGCGACAUUGUCGAGCUAUGUCGACAGGCCAAAAUCCCUGUCAACGCCGCCGAUAUCCCAGACCUUUGCGACUUCUUUUUUGGUUCUCAAAUACGCGACGGUCCUCUGCAGGUCAUAGUUUCUACCAAUGGCAAUGGCCCCAGGUUGUCCAACUUGAUCAGGAAGAAGUUGGAAGCUGGCCUAUCCGGUUACGAGGGAGAAGCGAUCAAGAAGAUUGGACAGCUCAGGGCUCAACUGAAGGAACGCGCCCCCGGCAUUGGAGGUGUUAUUGGUCGGAAGAGAAUGCAGUGGAUGACCAAACUUUGCAACUCAUGGGAGAUGGUUGACUUCACGCAGCUGAAUGACUCAAUGAUACAAAAUCUUCUCGAUGAAGGAUGGGAGAAAGAUCGCGUUCCUACGAUAGAAGCCCUUGGUGGAAAGCCUACGUCGAUGCCAUCAACUGUAUCGUCCACACACAGUGCCACACCUUCAUCCAUCGUUCCAUGGACCGUCGGACUGGUCACCGGCGUGGUCGUCAGUUUCGCGUACAUGAAAUAUCGCUGGCACGCGUAA
This is a messenger RNA of Marasmius oreades (fairy-ring Marasmius), 891 nucleotides long. RefSeq lists its product as uncharacterized. Gene Ontology annotation, biological process: siroheme biosynthetic process. Gene Ontology annotation, molecular function: precorrin-2 dehydrogenase activity; protoporphyrin ferrochelatase activity. The transcript has a single exon. Bases 1 to 891 code for a protein of 296 amino acids. The record is from RefSeq and is a predicted model, not a curated record. NCBI's taxonomy places the organism in Eukaryota, Fungi, Basidiomycota, Agaricomycetes, Agaricales, Marasmiaceae.